Messenger RNA from Menidia menidia (Atlantic silverside), 2115 nucleotides. The record is from the annotation of a GenBank genome assembly. NCBI's taxonomy places the organism in Eukaryota, Metazoa, Chordata, Actinopteri, Atheriniformes, Atherinopsidae.
AACCAACAUGGCGAGCGAGAUGUCACCACCCGCACCGGACUCUGUUCAAUGUCCCGUAUGUUUUAAAGACUUCACACCCGUGACAAUUAACGGACAUCUGGAUGUGUGUCUACUGAAAGGUGUUACCGACGGGAGUCCGUCCGCACCAGAGAGCGGACCUCCCAUGAAGAAACCUCGCUUUAGUGCGGAAGCCGUAAACAUAGUUGAGUCUAGCUCCUCCUCCGCCAUGGCUGGCACGCAGUCUUCAGCUGUUUUCUCUCUGUUUCAGACCAACAAGGGUAAACCAUCUGUUCAGAGUGAACCAAGUGGUACGUUCGCCGGUAAACAGAGCGACGUCAGUACCGACAGAAAGGGGGUGAAACGUUCGCUGAAAGAGCCCCCUGAAGUGAGCCAACCUGCAAACGCUGAGACUGCGUCGGUGUCAAACGAAAGCACGUUGAAGACGCCAAACGUUCUCCCACCGAGAAUACCGCUCAGUUUGGGCAAGCCUCUCGCAGAGACGCUGAGACCAAACACACUGGAGGAAUACUUUGGUCAGAGUAAAGUUGUAGGCCAGCAAACACUCAUUAGGUCUCUUCUGGAGUCUCAGGAGAUACCAUCUCUGAUCCUGUGGGGUCCACCGGGAUGCGGAAAGACAACUCUAGCUCACAUAAUUGCCAGCGCCAGCAAAAAGAAGGGAACGGCUCGCUUCGUGACGCUGUCGGCCACCAGCACGUCCACCAAUGAGGUCCGAGAGGUGAUCAAGCAGGCGCAGAAUGAGCUCAGACUGUGUAGAAGGAGGACCAUCCUGUUCAUCGAUGAAAUUCACCGCUUCAACAAAUCCCAGCAGGACACCUUUCUUCCCCAUGUGGAGUGUGGGACAGUCACUCUCAUUGGAGCCACCACUGAAAACCCAUCCUUCCAGGUCAAUGCUGCCCUCCUGAGCAGGUGCAGAGUGCUGGUUCUGGAGAAGCUGUCUGUGGAAGCUAUGGGCCUGAUCCUGGACAGGGCCGUGGCCGCUCUUGGUAUCAGAGUUCAGGGUCAGGGCCCAGAAAAACUAAAAGAUCAAGAUCAAACUGAUGAACCUGAGACAAGAAUUUGCAUUGAGAGAAAGGCCUUGGACACCAUUGCCUACCUCUGUGAUGGUGAUGCAAGAGCGGGACUUAAUGGUCUCCAGCUGGCUGUUCAGGCUCAGAUGAACUUAGCCCAGCCAAAGCUGUCGGCACAAGAUGGUUGUCCUCAAGAGAUAGUGGUGACAGAAGAUCACAUAAAGGAGGGUCUUCAGAGGUCCCACAUUCUCUACGACAAAGCUGGUGAAGAGCAUUACAACUGCAUCUCAGCCUUACACAAGUCCAUGAGAGGCUCCCAUGAGAACGCCUCUCUCUACUGGCUGGGCCGCAUGCUAGAGGGUGGUGAGGAUCCACUCUAUGUGGCGCGCCGGCUGGUCCGCUUUGCCAGUGAGGAUGUGGGUAUGGCGGAUCCCUCUGCCCUCCCUCAGGCUGUGUCUGCUUUCCAAGCCUGUCAUUUCAUUGGGAUGCCCGAAUGUGAGGUAAUCCUGGCUCAGUGUGUUAUCUACCUGGCUCGAGCACCCAAGUCUGUUGAGAUCUACAAGGCUUAUGCCAACGUAAAGGCUUGUCUGAGAAACCACAAAGGUCCCCUGCCCCCUGUCCCACUGCACCUCCGCAACGCUCCCACCAGGCUGAUGAAACAGCUCGGCUACGGUAAAGACUACAAAUACAACCCGUCCUUCAGGGGUCCCAUAGAGCAGGAGUACUUACCGGAGGAGCUGCAGAGAGUGGACUUUUUCACCUGGACACCCGCAGACUCAUAAUUUUGUUCUGUUUCAAUUUACUCAGCCUCUCAUCAAACUUAAAAUAAAGUCAGUCAAAUUAAAGUCACUCAAGAUUUAGCAUGUGCUGUUAUUAGAAAUGCAUAUGUGAUCUGACAUGACUGGUUUUAAGUUUAUUCUUAAUAUGUUAAUAUUAAUUUCCUGCUUCAGAACAAUUACAGUUUUCUAAUAUGCUUUCAUUUCCUUUUUUUACUUUGUGAGUUUGUAAUGUUUAAUCUGCACAUGUUAAAGAAUAAACCUUUCUGAUUCCUAAAGCAUUUUUUUACAUUAGGAUUAUGAAAAAAAAA